CGGCACACGACUCUUCGUUAUAAACGCUGAACCAUGAGACAUUCUUGCGCAAAUUCGCAUUGUGGUAGUUCAAUUAAAGCUCUGCACUAUGGAAAAGAUCACGGAUAAGAUUAAGGCCCUGCCUAAUGACGCCAACUAUUUCUCUCUCGAAUUCUUCCCUCCAAAAACGUCCGCGGGAUGGGUGAACCUUCAGGCACGCCUUGAACGCAUGUCUCGCGCCUUGCGGCCUUUUUUCGUCAACGUAACCUGGGGAGCGGGCGGCAGCACUGCGACGAAGAGCUUGGAGCUCGCGGAGCUAUGCCAGCAGCAAUUGGGGCUAACGACGUGUCUGCACCUCACAUGCACCAACAUGAACAAGUCUCUUAUCGAUCACGCCCUGGAAAAGGCAAAGGCGAUUGGUGUGCGAAACAUACUGGCCCUUCGGGGCGACCCGCCCCGGAACGAGGAAUAUUUCGACAAGGGCGAGCUCGAAGAGGAGAGCACCGAGUUCGUGUGGGCCGUUGACUUGGUGAAGUACAUCAGAAAGAAAUACGGCGAUUAUUUUUGCAUUGGCGUGGCGGCAUACCCAGAAGGACAUGCUGAUUCCUCGCACCCUGAGCGCCAGGAUCCUCUGUUUGAUCUGCCCUACCUAAUCGAGAAGACGAAGGCGGGUGCCGAUUUCAUCAUGACCCAGCUGUUCUUUGAUGUCCAUGCAUACGAGAAGUUUGAAGAUAUGCUAAGAACGGAGGAGAGUGGUGUCUUUAAAGAUAUCCCGAUAAUUCCCGGGCUUAUGCCGAUUCAAAGCUAUCAAAUAUUGCGCAGAACAACGAAGCUAAGUCACGCAUCGCUGCCAGCGGACAUAAUGAAGAGGCUAGAUGCUGUUAAAGGAGAUGACGAGGCUGUUAAGGCAGUGGGCGUUGAUAUUCUGUGCGAGAUUAUUGGAGAAUUGCAAGCCAAAAAGAGCGUGGGUCCAAGAGGUUUCCAUUUCUACACCCUGAAUCUGGAAAAGACUGUCUCACAAAUUAUUGAACGAUGCCAUUUGCUCAAAGUUGCCGAUGACGACGAUGAAGAUGCCAUUGAGAUUGUCGAGGAACUGUCCGUCACAAAUGGAGCCCCGAAACCACGGAAGGGUAGGGUUUCCAGUGCGCAUUCUGACCCCCAUAACCGUGUUAUUGUCGGCAAAAUCUCAGGGCAUAGGAACAGCGUGUAUGAAACUUUGGAGAAAGAUGCCGGCCUUCCUUCUGACACCCCGACAAGAGCCACGACCUUGGCAAUUUCAGAAGGGGAGGGAUCAAUGGGACGGGAAGCAACCUGGGAUGAUUUCCCCAACGGAAGAUGGGGAGAUGCAAGAUCUCCAGCAUUCGGCGAAAUUGAUGGCUACGGUGUCUCACUCCACGUCUCAAUUCCUCAGGCAAUCAAGAUGUGGGGCCAUCCAGUAACAGUUGGUGACAUAUCAGAUAUCUUUCGGAAGCAUAUAUCUGGAGAGCUAGCGCAGAUUCCCUGGAGCGAAGAAGGUUUGAGUCAGGAGACCGGAACAAUAACGAAUGAGCUCUUGACGCUGAACAAGAAAGGUUGGUGGACCGUGGCUAGCCAGCCUGCCGUCAACGGCCUCAAGAGCAGUCAUGAGAUAUUCGGUUGGGGACCUAGAAAUGGCUUUGUCUUUCAAAAACCCUUUGUCGAAUUCUUCCUCCCAGCAGCAGACUGGACGAGUUUGAAGAAAAAACUGGAGCAACUACCUGAUGAAAUUACGUACUUUGCCGGUAAUGCUCAUGGAGACUUCGAGUCCUCGGAUUUGAAAAGUGUGAACCCUGUGACUUGGGGUACAUUUCCGGGCAAAGAGAUUAUUACACCUACGAUCAUCGAAGCCGUGAGUUUUAGAGCAUGGUUGGAAGAAGCAUUCAGCAUUUGGAGAGAGUGGCAGCACAUCUAUCCCCCAAAAAGUGCAACGGCAAAGUUGCUAGGUGAUAUUAGGAACGGGUAUUGGCUGGUAAACGUGAUUUGCCACGAGUACAGGAACAAGGAUUUACUAUGGACGGUGCUUGGUGAUGAAUAAGGCCAUGAACAAAAGUAAGCAAAAGCAUUUGUACUAUUGGGAUGGGCCAAUUGGAUCGCUACUGCCAUACUGCAUCGGUUUUACUCGGAUUAUUUUGAUAUUUUCAUUUUCCCAGACCUCGAAUUUGGCAGGUUGUCUUCUACCUAUUGAAAUCAAGCCCCAUUCAAUUAUGAAGACUUUGCGAGCUUAAUUUGACCUGCCGGGACUGCCGCAACAUUUAAGGGGGACAGCAUUUGCAAGAUCUCAAAUCAGAUCAAUUUUGCUCAAGUAUUUGACCAUGCUCCGGUCACUUCAAUGUCUGCCGUGCCAUAUUUUCCGAGUUUAUCGUUUUAUUAUCUUGAGUUCCUUGUUCUCCAUGUCAGAUCUAGUAUAAUCAUAAUCCUUAACUUUAUUAUUCA
Messenger RNA from Verruconis gallopava, 2430 nucleotides. Its product is annotated as methylenetetrahydrofolate reductase. The record is from RefSeq and is a predicted model, not a curated record. The transcript is spliced from 3 exons. Gene Ontology annotation, cellular component: cytosol. Gene Ontology annotation, molecular function: FAD binding; methylenetetrahydrofolate reductase [NAD(P)H] activity. Bases 89 to 2032 code for a protein of 647 amino acids. Gene Ontology annotation, biological process: tetrahydrofolate interconversion. NCBI's taxonomy places the organism in Eukaryota, Fungi, Ascomycota, Dothideomycetes, Venturiales, Sympoventuriaceae.